Molecule: messenger RNA, 1096 nt
Organism: Phodopus roborovskii (desert hamster)
Lineage: Eukaryota; Metazoa; Chordata; Mammalia; Rodentia; Cricetidae
Gene: Art1
Product: ADP-ribosyltransferase 1
Exons: 5
Coding region: 91-1008 (305 amino acids)
Molecular function (GO): NAD+ poly-ADP-ribosyltransferase activity; NAD+-protein-arginine ADP-ribosyltransferase activity
Source: RefSeq, a predicted model, not a curated record
CAUGGAGAAGGCUAGAACUGGGAUUCCAGGCAUAUGCUAUGAUGCUUGACUGCUAAAUAGGUAUUGGAAAUCAAACACGGGACCUUGUGCAUGAUGGUUCAAAGUCACUCCAUCACACAACUAGACAUCUUUUCUCAAGAAACACCCCUGGACAUGGCCCCAGCGUCCUUUGAUGACCAAUAUGCUGGCUGUGCAGUAGACAUGACAGCGGCUCUACCAGAUCUCAACCACUCAGAAUUCCAGACCAACAAAGUGUACGCGGAUGGUUGGGCUCUGGCCAACACCCAGUGGCAAGAGCGCAAGGCCUGGGGGUCAGCGUGGAGUCUCAGCCCAACCCCCUUGCCCCUACCACCCCCGGGCUUCCGGGAUGAGCACGGUGUGGCUCUUCUGGCCUACACUGCCAACAGCCCCCUGCACAAGGAGUUCAAUGCAGCCGUGCGCGAGGCGGGCCGCUCCCGGGCCCACUACCUCCACCACUUUUCCUUUAAGACCUUCCACUUUCUGCUCACGGAGGCCCUACAGCUACUCGGGAGCCAGCGAUCUCGCGGGUGCCAUCAGGUGUACAGAGGGGUGCAUGGCCUGCGCUUCCGGCCAGUGGGGCCCGGGGCUACCGUUAGGCUGGGGGGCUUUGCCUCCGCAUCCCUCAAGAACGUUGCCGCCCAGCAAUUUGGUGAAGACACCUUCUUUGGUAUCUGGACCUGCCUCGGGGCCCCGAUCAGGGGUUACUCCUUUUUUCCUGGAGAGGAGGAGGUAUUGAUACCCCCUUUUGAGACUUUCCAGGUGAUCAAUGCCAGCCGACCUGCCCAAGGUCCUGCACGCAUCUAUCUCCGCGCUCUGGGCAAACGCAGCACAUACAAUUGCGAAUACAUCAAAGAAAAGAGUUGCAGAUCCGGGCCCUGCAGGUUGGAUAGCUCAGCCCUGGGCUCCAUCUCUGCCUCCUGUUCUCUUCUGCUGCUGCUCUGGCUCCUUGUGCUGAGUGUCCUUCUAGAGAUUCCAGGCCUCCUGUGACCAACAAGAUGCUGAACUGGCCCUGCCUGAGGAAUGUUGGCUACCUGUGUGCUUUAAGUAUAGCAGGAUCCUGGUGAAGCAGUCUGUC